Molecule: messenger RNA, 5420 nt
Organism: Mollisia scopiformis
Lineage: Eukaryota; Fungi; Ascomycota; Leotiomycetes; Helotiales; Mollisiaceae
Product: phospholipid-translocating P-type ATPase
Exons: 3
Coding region: 237-5183 (1648 amino acids)
Biological process (GO): phospholipid translocation; intracellular protein transport; endocytic recycling
Cellular component (GO): plasma membrane
Molecular function (GO): ATP hydrolysis activity; ATP binding; ATPase-coupled intramembrane lipid carrier activity
Source: RefSeq, a predicted model, not a curated record
CUGUAUCUUUCAGAACUUUCUCGUUUUCACUUUAUUAAUCAACAAAGAGGGAAGGAAGGGAAAAAAUAAUGGUGUCAGCUCAUAUGUCUUGGUGACACUCCCAUCGAAAACUAUUGGUAGCCCAAACCGCGUCUAAGCCCCAUACGAGACUUGCUUGGAACAUAACACACGACCUCACGUACGUACAGCAGCUCGAAUGCAGAACGCUGGCCUGGCACAACGACGACAACGUCGAGAUGGCGGACGAUAGCAGUAGUAUCCCGAAUUCUUCAGGCGGGGCUGGAGGCGGAGGCGGAGGAGUGAGGAGAGCAGCUACGGAUCCGACGCUGCUGGCUUCCGGCGAGACGACGAUGGCUGCUGCGGGACCUCCUCGAGUGCGAUUCUCGCAAGAUCUUGACCGGGCGACGGCAGCGGCAGCGGCAGCGGCGCCUAGGUUGGAGAUUGAUACUCGGACGUCGGGAGUGAGGAGGGAGGGUUCUCCGUCGUCGAGGAAAGGAGCGAAUCCGAAUCCGGUGUCGCCGAGGACGAGGGAUCGAGGAUAUAGUUUGAGGCGGUCGUUGUUUGCGAGGACGAUCAAUGGUCAGGCGGAGAAUAGUCCAAUCGAGUUGGUGGAAGCGGGACCAUCUGGAGGUUUGCAAGACGAGCUUGAGCAGAGGGGGAAGAAGCGGGGGGAUUCCUCCAACGUGACGGUUUCUCCUGUGGUUGAGAAUGAUAUGGUGAUUUCGAAUGAGGAUCUCCCCCUGGAUGAAGGCUCGAGAAGCAAGGACAAGAAGACGUUUGGGACAAUCAAUCUGCCGAACUACGAUGUCUGGGCGAGACAAAGCAGCAAGUCUAAUACGUUGAUGCAGAGGGCGAAAGGCUGGAAGAAACAAAUCAAAAAAAUCAUAUUGCGGCAGACGCAGAUACCGCCUAGCAAAGACGGACGACAUAUCGACCUCGAUGCUGGCCGCAAGACUACAUUGAUCGACGAGAGAACCGGACAUCCUUACCUGGGGAACCAGAUCCGGUCUUCUCGAUACACGCUCUGGAACUUCGUGCCGCGGCAACUCUUCUUCCAGUUCUCGAAAAUGGCUAAUGCGUAUUUUUUGCUGGUUUCGAUUCUGCAGAUGAUUCCGGGGUUGAGUACCACAGGUAGUUAUACUACGAUUGCGCCUUUGCUGGUCUUUGUUACUAUUAGUAUGGGCAAGGAGGGUUAUGAUGAUGUGAGGCGGUAUAAACUGGAUAAAGUGGAGAACAAUAGGACGACGACGGUGCUGCAUGCCUACAAACCUGUGGGAGAAGUUAGGAAGAAAGAGCCUUUAAGAGGGUUGAAGAGUUUGGUGCCUUCUUCUAAGAGUAGUGAGGAGAGUGAACUUGUGAUGCCUGUCGAUGGACCAAAGCACUGGGCUUCAUUGAAGUGGAGAGAUGUCAAGGUUGGAGAUAUCAUCAAGCUCAGCAGAGAUGAUCCUGUCCCUGCGGACAUGGUGUUAAUCCACUCUGAUGGUGCCAAUGGCAUUGCAUAUAUCGAAACCAUGGCUCUAGACGGUGAGACGAAUCUGAAGAGCAAGCAAGCACCACCGAACCUGGCAAAGCAUUGUCGCUCUGUUGAAGAGAUUGCUGCAUGCCGAGCCACUGUCGUCGUCGAGGACCCGAACAUCGAUUUGUACAAUUUUGACGGGAAAGUCACGGUUGGAGACGAGACUUUACCUCUCACUACCAACGAGGUUAUUUUCCGGGGCAGCACGCUCAGGAAUACGUCUACAGCUAUUGGUAUGGUCAUCAACACAGGAGAAGAAUGCAAGAUUCGGAUGAAUGCGAACAAGAACCCUCGCAUCAAAGCUCCUGCUAUCCAGUUCAUCACGAAUAAGAUUGUGGUGAUGCUGGUAGUGUUCGUUGUCCUUCUUGCUCUCUUCUGCACUAUUGCGUACCAGAUCUGGGCAAGGCAGACUGAGAGCAAAGCCUUUUACCUGAAAGGAGCUCAUGUCAAUUUCACUCAGAUCAUUAUUGGGUUUAUCAUUCUUUACAAUACGCUCAUCCCGCUGUCGCUCUAUGUCAGUCUGGAGAUCAUUAAGGUUGGACAGUUGAUUCUUAUGGCGGAUGUGGAGAUGUAUGAUCCUGUGUCGGAUACUCCUAUGACUUGCAAUACAACCACUAUCUUGGAAAAUCUCGGUCAGGUUGACUACAUCUUCUCAGACAAGACCGGUACCUUAACAGACAACGUGAUGAGGUUCCGAAAGCUAAGCGUGGCUGGUUAUGCCUGGCUGCACGACUUCGAUUUGCAAAAAGAAGCUGCAGAGCUUGAACAGAGUCGAGAAACCACAGGUCCGACUAGAAAGAAGAGUAAAGGCAAAGGCAUCGCUAAGCGCCAUUCUAAGAAGAAGUCUCGGCGACCAACUGUCGAAACAUCCCGUAUGUCUUCUGAAGUGUCAAGCAGCGUCAUCCCAUCAUCUGUUCCUCGCAGGUCUGGGUCUAUUUGGAGAUCUACAGCUCGGCCAAAUAAGGCUCAACCGGAAAUGCGGACAGAGGAUUUGCUAAAGUUCAUGCAACAAAAGCCACAUAGUGUUUUUACUAGGAAAGCGAAAUUCUUCCUGCUCUCAAUGGCACUCUGUCAUACAUGUCUGCCAGAAGUGCAGUCUAAUGGGGACAUCGAGUUUCAAGCAGCAUCUCCUGACGAGUUGGCUCUUGUCAAAGCCGCUCAGGAGCUGGGUUACCUUGUGAUUGACCGACCAGCUCGCUCAAUAACAAUUACUUAUCCUGGCGGUCCCGACUCUUCUGACAAUAUCGUCGAAUCUUAUGAUAUUCUUGAUGUCAUUGAGUUCUCUAGCAAGCGGAAGAGAAUGUCAAUUAUUGUCAGAUUCCCGAAUGGCAGAAUAUGUAUCUUCUGCAAAGGUGCCGAUUCAGCGAUCAUGCCAAGGUUGAAAAUGGCUCCACUGGCCCUCCAGAAGAAAGCAGAAGUCUCGAGACGAUCAAGUAAGCGAAAGAGUAUGGAGGCCGAACAAGCUCUGCGUAGGAUGAGCGAGCACAGUCCCAGAACAAGCUUCAGCUUGAAUAGAGGGAGCAUGACCUUAAGCCGGAAGAGCAUUGGCCAUGGGAGACCGAGCAUGGCGAGCACGAGAUUGCAACCCAUUCGAGAUGAGCUUGACUCUUGGCUACAGCAGCGCGAAACGGAUGUCGAAGCGGCACCAGAUGAUACGAGUGCGUACGAGACACCACGAGUUUCGAUGAAUAGAAUGUCGUUUGCUUCUAGUGAACGACGGUCGUCUGCUUAUUAUGAUGAUGGGUUUGAUGAUAUGGUAGACGAAGCUCUGGUUCUUGACGAUUCAGCUGUCUUUGAAAGGUGCUUCCAGCAUAUCGAUGACUUUGCUUCAGAAGGUCUUCGAACCCUUCUUUUUGGCUAUAGAUUCUUGGAUGAACAGGAAUACGAUGGCUGGAAGAAGAUUUAUCUUGACGCUACCACGAGUCUUGUGGACCGCCAGAAGUUAAUAGAAAACGCUGGAGAGAUGAUCGAGCAGAAUUUUGAGCUUGCUGGCGCUUCUGCUAUUGAGGACAAGUUGCAGCAAGGCGUUCCAGAUACGAUUGACAAACUCAGAAGAGCGAAUAUCAAGAUCUGGAUGCUCACAGGCGACAAGAGGGAGACGGCUAUCAACAUUGCUCAUAGUGCAAGGAUAUGCAAACCUUACUCCGAAGUCGUGAUCCUGGAUCACACUACAGGAGAGGUUGAGCAGCGAAUGGCCACCACCUUGUUGGACAUCACCAAAGGCGCCAUAGCACACUCAGUGAUCGUGGUUGACGGACAGACAUUAAGCGAGAUCGACGCCAACGAGACUUUAUCUCUAUUGUUCUUCGAUCUUGUUGUCCUUGCCGACUCUGUCAUCUGCUGUCGAGCGUCACCAAGCCAGAAAGCUUCUCUUGUCAAGAAGAUUCGGACGAAGGUCAAUAAGUCGCUUACUUUGGCUAUUGGUGAUGGAGCCAACGAUAUUGCUAUGAUUCAAGAAGCUCAUGUCGGAAUUGGUAUUUCUGGCAAGGAAGGUUUGCAAGCAGCUAGAAUUUCUGAUUACUCGAUUGCGCAGUUCAGGUUCUUGCAGAGAUUGCUGCUUGUCCAUGGAAGAUGGAACUAUGUUAGGACUGGAAAGUAUAUCCUCGCCACCUUCUGGAAAGAACUCAUGUUCUACUUAAUUCAAGCGACUUACCAGAAGUGGAAUGGUUACACUGGCACCUCAUUGUUCGAGUCGACUUCGCUUACGGUCUUCAACACAUUGUUCACGUCCCUGCCAGUCAUUUUCCUUGGUGUCUUCGAGCAAGACCUUAACGCUUCGACUCUUCUUGCCGUACCGGAACUCUAUACCAUGGGUCAACGAUAUCAAGGUUUCAACAUCAAGAAAUACGUGUCUUGGAUGUUCAUGGCCGUCUCCGGGUCAAUGAUUAUCUACUUCACAAUGUUCGGCCUUUUUGGCGAAGCACUUUUCACCAGAGACGACAAUCUUCUCUCCAUGGGCACAUUAGCUUUCACCGCUGCCGUGAUAUUCAUCAACACCAAACUCCUUCUCCUAGAAAUGCACAACAAAACCUUGAUGUCGGCCCUCGGCUGGCUCCUCUCAGUCGGCGGCUGGUUCCUCUGGACCAUCGUCCUCUCGGCGCUCUUCAAGCCCUCCAAAACCUACCUCCUCUACCCCAUCAAAUCCGGCUUCCUCCACGAAUUCGGCAACAACCUCCUCUGGUGGCUCGUCCUGUUCCUCACCCUCUGCUCUCUCAUCCUAAUGGAGCUCGGCAUAUCUAGCAUCCGGAAAUCCUUCUGGCCGACGGAAACAGACCUCUUCCAAGAACUGCAGAAAGAUCCUCUGAUCCGGAAACGGUUCGAGGAGAGGCUGAAGCAGGAAGCUGAUGGGACCACUACUGCUGCCGCUGGGGAUAAAGAGCAAAUCAAAAGUAGCAUGGAUGAAGAUGCGCAGAGGGAGCGGGAAGGAGAGAUCCAGGAGUUGUUGGAAAGGAGGAGAGUCAUGCCUGAAGCGGAGGUGGUGCGGAGCCCAGUUGAUAUUGAGGAUGGUGGGGCCGCGGUGGGGAGGGGACCGAUGGGGAGUUUGACGAGGAGGAAGUUUUCGGUGGAGGGGAGAAGGAGUUUGGGGUUUGCGGUUGGGGAGGAGUUUGAGAUGGUGCCGAAGACGAGGCAUUCGGUUGAUGUUGCGGAGGUGCUUGGGAGGAGAUAACGCAGGGAAGGAAAGAUAGGAAAGGAUUGGGAUGGCUGUAUGAUUGUAUGAACGUUUAUAUACCCUAGAUUCGGGCACGCUCUGGUUUGAUUGUUGUAUAGGAUCGGAAUCGGUAGAGUUGGAUGGGUUGAUGCAUACGCAUGUGCAUACGGAUGGCGCGAUUGGAUUUGCAUUGUGGAUAAAAUAGGCGAUGAUUAUUUGGCAUACAAAUGCGAGAAUGAACAAUGAAUUACAGUU